CGCCUGAGCGCGACGCACCAUCAUGCCUCUCCGCCGACUGAAACCCGUUGCAGCCUUCUGGGCGCUCAUACCGCUCGUUUCUUGCACAUUUUCUGGCUUCCGAAUCCCGCUCGCCCGAGUGCCCUCUCUCUCUCCACGCCUCACUCAAUCGGUCCCGCAGAUCAAAUUAGGCAACGUACAACAGUAUACAUAUGUGCUUCCAGUCGGCAUCGGCAAUCAGCUCUUCAAUCUGGUGUUUGAUACCGGCUCAUCCGAUCUCUGGGUUGCUUCACACAACUGCACUAAUGAAGACUGUCGUGCUGUGUCACUCUAUGAUCUUAGUCCGACCUCAGUAGGGACAGGGCUUCCGUUCAGACUCGAUUAUCUUACUGGUCAAGUGAGCGGGCAACUGAUAUUCGACACAGUGGAUCUUGGGCCGUACUCAAUUCAAAGUCAAAUUCUCGCCAUCGCCGACCGCACUGCAGACUUGGGUCUCGAGUCAACUUCUACAUCUGGAAUUCUAGGAAUGGGACUCAUGGGCUCAGCGUCAAUCCCCGACACAGCUGGCCAGCCCUUCCCCGUUAAUCUCGUUUCGCCGUUCCCCGAAGACGAGCAGUACUUUGCGUUCCAUCUUAGCCGCCAAUCGGGAUCCGAUGACCCCCAAGCGUCGUUUACUGUCAGCUCUAUCGACACCGAUCUCGUCUCUGACCCCAGCCGCAUCACUGUGUUUCCUGUUAUCCAGACCGGUCGGCAAUAUGACUACUGGAAACUAUGCAUCUUGCACUUCACUAUCAAUGGUCAACCGCUCUCGAUCUCAUCUUCUCGAGUUCCUGGUGCUCCAUGCCCGAUGGCCGUGCUGGACACUGGAACCACGCUCUUUCUCGGACCUUCGGCCGACGUGGAUGCGAUAUAUCGCUCGCUGAACAUCUCUGUCCGCAAGGAUCCUGACGUCGGCUACCAGAUUCCCUGUACCUUCGCUGUUCUCAUCGGCGUCGUGCUCGGCAAUCCGGCUCAAGAGUACAUCAUCGACCCUGCUGAUAUGGCGUGGAACGGCGGCUCCGACGACGAGUGGUGUACGGGCGGGAUCCAAGCUAACGACAAUGUAAAUUCUGGCGACUGGCUUCUCGGAGAUGUGUUCUUGCGCAACGCCUAUGUCGUCCAUUACAUGCGUCCACCCCGCAUUGGCCUCGUCGGCCUUACGGACCCCGUAGCUUCAAUGAAAGCAUUUCGUGCGGAGCGGGGUCCGGCGCCAGACGGCGAGGCCGACAGCGACGUUAUGGAAUCCGAAGAAGAAGACGCGUGGAAUUCGACGACAGCUUACGUCAAACGAUGGCAACAUCGAGCGAGCAGCGAGACCGCCCUGAUGUUCGGUGUGUUUGCCGGGGGAGCCGGCUUCGUCAUGGGUGGGCUAAGCGUCGUCGGAUGGAGAGCCUGGCGAGGGGUCUGAAAUCACACUGAUGCUACUAGAAAUUGAAAAUCUCGCCUCGAGCUGGGACUUGAAGAAAGGAGUAUGAACGCAGCCUCAGCACAUCUAUGCAGGAAAAUCAAAAAACGCCGCGGCUGGCCUGUUGUCUUCAGUCAAUGCGCUUACAUAAGCCAAUGGGUGCACCCAUCACAAUCGCAUCUAGCUGCACCGCCUCCAACUCGGGCAACUUGCCAUUGCACUCAUAAUCCGACACUGACAAUGUCACUAGCAAUACAAACCUCAAUCUCAUCGUCCGUCUUCCUUGUAACCAGCCCAAUUCAUUAUCUUGAUACUCCUCUAUUACAUUCAUCGUGGUUCUCGUCAAUGUCGCAAGGGUCAGCGCCACAUGAACUUUGAAGCGCUGGGCAGAUCACUGCGGCAGAUGUCGCAUGCAAUAACGGCAAGAAGCAGAGAGGUCUCGGUGAAAACCAAUCCUUUCCUUCUGUCUAGGCUCCUUCGGCAUUGUUCUAUCGGUACCUUUUGCGAACUGAAUUGCUCUGGCUUUCAGACUCAAGGAUACUAUCAAUAUGUCAGUGCGUUCGAUAUCCCCUGCUCAUGGCAUCGGGUUCUAAAAAUUUUCUCAUUGGGUUGGAUGUCAUCUCUGAGCGCGGCUAAAUUCCGGAUCUAGUUAUCAUACCCGACGACAUGGCAAAGGUCCCCGAGUGACGCCGCCGUCCAGCCCAUAAAUUCCAGAUCCAGCAUGCUCAUAUGCGCCAUCCUCCACCGAUCUUCGACGGAUGCUGUAUAAUCUAUGCGCCAUAUCCAAUAACAAACCACCAAGUAUCGACCGGAUCUUUCUGGGAUGCAGCUCUAUCUCUCCCGCGUCUCUGGCUCGCCGCGAACGUCUCGGAGAGUUACUGGACGCUUCGACCCAGGGUACAUAUCAAAUUACUAUCAAGCGUGCCGGGAGCGAUGCUAUCGACCCCCGGUCCGUGAUUUGACAUUGGAAAUUACAUCCGUUGUCCCAUCCAGCUUGGGGCCACUGCACAGGCACAUUUCAACACCUAGAAACAGCGAAACGCGAGCAUCGGAAGCUCUGACAUUGCUCCAGCUCAUUUUAUGCCAAGCCAGCGACAUACGCAAACCCGUUCCAAGUUGCGCGUAGUGCAUCCCCGCCGGAAAGCCGAUACCCGUGGGCGCAAUCGAUUGCAUCGCCUGCUCUCGAUGACUGUGCGAAUGGAAAUACUUCAGGAAGUGUAAGCGAUUCAGUGGCUCUCAUCCUUUCCCAUAAUUUGACAGUCGAAGGCCAUCCGCCGAGUAUGCCAUCGUAUUUCGGGUGCAUACAGCCUAUAGGGUGGCUGUUACCUUUCACUGAAGAGGAAAUCUGCAAACCAAUCAAGUAUGUCUACGACGUCGCGCAAGGGAUCCGUUCACCGGGCCUUUUUCCAUUCAAAUUCACAAGCCUUGACUCUCCAUACUGGAACGCCGUAUUCCUCGUGUGGGCCGGUCCACCUCAUGAAUGGAGGCAGCGGCUGGAUCUUGGGAAUUUCAUGCAAAACUUGGAGGAGUCAAAUUUGCCCCACAAUCCCCAACAUUCACUCGCGCACUAAAACGCCUACACUGCGUUUUCGCGGGGGUCGACGUCGCUUAUCCAGACGCGAACUUCAUGCACCCAUCCGUAGCCAGUUUAGUCUGGUCGUACGAUCAAGAUCUUGCUCAAUCCUAUUGUGUGGUCUCGCAUUCAAGCAGCUCGCAUGGAGACUAUCAAAGAUCUUGGGACAUGACUGGGGGGAAGCUCGGAAAUAGUAUCGUCAAGAGACGUUACUAGGAAAACGCUGCCAGAACAAACGGUCUUUCCCGAGAGGACGUGGCUGAAAGCUAGUUCAAGAACUGACCGUCAGCUAGGAGUGGCGGCCGUUCUGAGCGUGCGCACACGCGGUACAACUGUUUGCAAGCGCUGAGGCGCUGGCCUAGGGGCAAUCCUAGCAGUCAUGCGACCGAUAGACAAAAUGCCUACUUUGACGUUAAUUGUCAUAGGCAAACGGUGCGCCUCCUCCUGUCCUUCAUCUCCGUGAUUUUCAUCCCCGCAGCCAUCACGUGUUCUUUUCCGAAAUACGCUUCUAGCUCGGGCCAUACUCAGUCUUUUGAUCUUCUCUCUAGUCUUGGUGACCGCGAAACCCGUCUCCGAAAUGAUGACUGCUUGCUCGGUCUCGUUGUCUCCGACCUUGCUGAUCCAGCUUACCCGCACGAGUUGUAUCUUCAGGCGGCGAGUCGCAUUCCGCUGCUAUGACCCAGUCUCUGUGUCUCAGUUUCAAGCCGCUGCAUCCAGGAAUUGCGCUGUCGUCUGCGGCAAACAUCUCGAUCGCUUCCCAUAGAUUGUCGAGCCUUCUCGGCGUGGAGAAAUCGCUCGCCAGAAUUUCAGAAUCUGAGGUGUGCAUAUGCGAAUGGCGGCCCUUGAUCCUCGAGAAGGUUGCAGGAAAUAUUGUAUGUCUUGUGUCAUGGCUACGCUAAAGCAACGAGAUCUGUCAGUAUCCCCGCUCUCGUAUUUUGCGCUGAUGCCGCUUCCGCCGACGAAUCCCGUUUCGAUCAUUCAAACUUGCCUGUGCGCGCGGUAGUGUCCACAUCGAUCACGACCAGGGGCUCCAGUCUCGAUGAUUCCAGUUCACAGGCAGGUCGGGCCCCGAAUGCCGCUGAGUGGAUGAGGAGAUUGAAGGCGGCCUAAAAGGAUAUCCGAAGCCCGAUGUGUUUUCUUUAGACUAUGCGAAAAAGAACUGGAAUCCGUUGAUCAUCGCCGAAUUGAUGGAUCCGAAACCCCGCAACUUCCUUUCAUGGCGUUUUAACAAAUGACUACCCGCUCAGGGAAGCACCGAUAUGCCCAUCUACGCACGAGCUGGGCAGCAGGAACGCACUAAGAGCACAGAUCUAGACUCGAACGAUUGCAUGCUCUGAUUCUUGCCCACCGUAAUAUCACACAGACGGAACUUAGCAACUGUUAGGGAGUGAAACAGAAUUCCGCCGAGAGCGGGACGCCGAAAUUGACGCGGACUGUGUUUCGGCGGCUUUCCAAAACACACAAGCAGCGAGAUACCCCGGCAAAUGCUGGUCAUGCGCGGGGAGUAACCCCGCCAGCUAUCAACGCUCCGCAGCUGACGGCACAGCAGUUGCCAGUGUCAUCGAAGUGCGGAAGAGCGGAGUCGGCAAGGGCUUGUGUGUGGACACGCGCUUGAAUUGAAGAUCCCAGCCCAGCCAAGUGGUGAUCAGCCGGUGCCCGCAAGCCGGAACGCUGCCAUCUGUUUCCAUAUGACUUGGGCAGCUGUGCGCACCCGAGUUACCGCGCAGAAUCAAAACAAAUGUGACACGGAGGUGCAGGCCCUGAACAGGCCUGGGAUAUGGCAGCAUGAUGCAUGUGCGGAGACUGCGACCUCUGAACACUUGUCUUGGCCGGAUGCACUCACCUGCCCUUGGCUCGGCCGUUCUAGGAGACAAGGGACAGGAAUAUAAAACAUGGAGCGAUCGUGCCUGUGGAUUCAGACAAGGAGGGGUUCAGCGCUUUUUGCGGACACACGGGUUGCCAAAUUUGGCGACGUCACGGUGGCGAUCAGGUGUGAACCAACAGGAACUCCCGGAACCAUCACCAUGAAAGUAUGCAAUCCGGCUAUAAGCUCGCGGGCGGACACUCCCAGACACAUUUAUAAAUCUCCCGUCCGGCUUAUCCCCUGCCUCUUGCCUUCCAUCCACCAUGAACACACUGGACUACCUUUCUGCCUCUGAUCUCUCCCUGCGGUCUUUCAUCUCUCCUGACGGCCCUGUGGCCAAGUGCAGGCCACUUCUCUCUUCUGCUGAGCCCUGGAACACUCUGUUCGUGCCCUACGGGUCAUUUUUCCAUGGCCUACCACCCUCACCAACAGACACCUGCGCGUCAUUCACAUCGACGUCGACGUCGACCUCUGCCACUCCACCUCUCCCGGCGACACACGUCAUCUGCAACGCGCCACUUGUCGCGCCGGUUCCUCUACCGUAUCACAGCCCCACGUUCCUGCAAUUUGAGGAGCUCCCCGACAUCGACGAGGAUCUGUCGCAUCCCCCAUACGUGUCGCGUCCGACGACGAGAUCUCGGAAGCGCAAGCAGAUGUCCUCGGAGCGUGAGGAAGUCUACGGAUCUCGACAGCAGAAGCGUCGCACUGUGGUACCGGAAACAUCGUAUCGUGUGCACACAGUCCAAAGCGGCCCCCGGACGCGGCACUCCACACGAGCGGUGCCGUAUCAGCUGGGUCGCUGACUGGACCCUUGCGGCGGUACACGCUGGUCUG
Mycena citricolor is the source of this 5694-nucleotide messenger RNA. The record is from the annotation of a GenBank genome assembly. NCBI's taxonomy places the organism in Eukaryota, Fungi, Basidiomycota, Agaricomycetes, Agaricales, Mycenaceae.